UCCACCACCACCACCUCCAUUUCUUGACAACCCAAGAAAUGGAGGGAAAAUGCAAGCUUUUUUUGCUUUCUUUACUCUUUCUAGUGGCGGUUGACGGCGGUCGAGGUGGUGGCCGUGGUGGGGCGAACGCCAGAAACUUAUUAACUCCAUUAUCAUCUUCUUCAAAUCUCAACAAUGCUUACAUUGCCCUCCAAGCAUGGAAGUCAGCCAUGAAAGAUGACCCGAAUGGGAUCUUGAGCUCAUGGGUCGGGUCAAAUGUGUGUGAUUAUAAAGGAGUAUUCUGUUCAGAAGAUUCAUCUGAAACAGUAGUUGCUGGGAUAGAUCUUAACCAUGGUGGUCUUGAGGGUAUUCUUGUCAAAGAACUUUCCCUUCUUACAGACAUGUCUCUCCUCCAUCUCAACAGCAAUAGGUUCACCGGCACAAUCCCAGAUGGGUUAAGAGACCUUUUUGCCCUUUCUGAACUUGACCUCAGUAAUAACCAAUUAUCUGGAUCUUUUCCAACCACCAUCCUCCAACUCCCAAAUCUUGUCUAUCUAGACCUCAGAUUCAAUCUUUUUUCAGGACCCAUUCCAGAACUUCUAUUCACCAAGAAUCUUGAUGCAAUUCUUCUCAACAACAACAAAUUCGAAGGCCGAAUCCCGCAAAGCUUAGGCAAUUCCCCUGCUUCAGUCAUCAAUCUAGCCAAUAACAAGCUGACAGGUGACAUCCCAAUCAGCUUGGGGUAUUCUAGUUCAGGAUUGAAAGAAAUCCUGUUCUUGAACAACCAAUUAACCGGUUGCAUACCGCAAGGAAUCGGAUUGUGGUCGGAUUUACAAGUCUUUGAUGCAAGUUUCAACUCAUUAAUGGGUCAUUUGCCUGAGUCUGUUUCUUGUUUGGAAGACAUUGAAGUCUUGAAUGUGGCACACAACAAGUUGUCUGGUGAGUUGCCAGAUUUGGUUUGCGGGUUGAAAUCUUUGAUGAAUUUGAGUGUUGCAUACAACUUCUUUUCUGGGUUUAGUCAAGAAUGUGCUAAAUUGUAUGGUAGGAAUGUGGGUUUUGAUUUUGCAUUGAAUUGUAUACCAGGAAGGCAAAUGCAGAGGCCUGAGCCUGAGUGUUCUAUGAUUCCUGGUGGUAGUUUGAGUUGUCUUAGAAUCCCAUAUAUGAGGUCUGUCUCUUGUGGGACAAUGCUUAGAUCUUUGAAUUCAUCAACCCCAUGAGAAACAAAGUUGCAAAAUGUUGUGUUAGAUUCAAGAAAAAUGAAGUUUUUGGUUGAUGUGCUUGUAUUUGGAAGAC
Cynara cardunculus var. scolymus (artichoke) is the source of this 1272-nucleotide messenger RNA. Its product is annotated as leucine-rich repeat extensin-like protein 4. The record is from RefSeq and is a predicted model, not a curated record. The coding region runs from base 39 to 1196 and encodes 385 amino acids. NCBI's taxonomy places the organism in Eukaryota, Viridiplantae, Streptophyta, Magnoliopsida, Asterales, Asteraceae. The transcript has a single exon. Gene Ontology annotation, molecular function: protein binding.